AUGUUGUCCCCAAAUGAGAAUUGUUUUGCUAAUAUUUCUCAAGAUUUUCUUGUCUGUACCACCAUACACAAAGCCCGUCAAUUGGGUGUGUUUCAAGGUGAGACAUUUGUGCGAGUAACUUUGGAUAAGAUGACAAGACAAACUAAAGUAUUUGCAAAUUCUGAAAAUCCCUAUUUCAAUGAGUAUUUCGUUUUUGAAAUCAAAUGCACUCUGGGCGAACUGUUGCGCUUGACCAUUUUGUAUGAGGUCAAGAGACGUACAACAUGCAAAAGAAAUCCCACUUUGGGCGAACUACUUAUCGACAUGCAAAGCGUUUGGUAUCAACGGAAUCGUUGUUACUUUAAAAAAUGGGGAAGAUUGGAAGCCACCAUUGAACAGCAGACACUAGGGGAAGAUGUCAAUGAUUCUCGAGGCUAUUUGCAAAUUGAUUUGGCCAUUGUCUCACAGGCUACAAAUACACAAACGUUAUUGAGUCCUUACCGGGGUGAGACGGAAGAGAAGGACGAGUCAAAGUCCAUGGCAAAUGUUUGGCAAAUUAACCAUGACUAUGAUGAUAUUGAAAAAAAUCUUUUGGAAAACAUUAACUCCGAUAUUAGAUGUAAUAUACGCUACACUUUGGUCUUUUAUAGGGGGGUCAUGGCCAAGAAAUCGGAUUAUUUAAUACAAUUCAGAUUUCAUCCUUUUAGGGGCAAGACCUUGGUGGCCAAAAAUACCCAGCAUCCUGUUUGGAAUCAGGAAAUCCAAUUUGCCUGGAUAUACCCCUCAUUGGCGCAAACUUGUCUCAUACAAUUGCUGAGUCAUGAACAUUUCCAAUGGAAAUGUGUGGCCGAGCAUGAGGUACACUUUGAGGAAAUCGCCUUCAAUGAUAAACCUUCUUUGGGCCCCACAUUCAUCCAUCUCUAUGACAAUCUCAAUCCCACCAAAUAUGUGGGUCGCGUGUUGCUAGAAAUCCUUUCGGAUUGUCUGGAAACUCUACCCAAACGUCAAUUGUAUGUAAAGGCCAUAACUGCUCUAGAUGAGACACGCUAUUGGCAGGAGGAAACCUUUGUGGUGGAAUUCUUAAGCCUGCAGGGAGAUUUCAUACAUGGCAAUAUAAGCAAUUUGAAAAUUCAAAUAAAAUUUGCAGUCUGUUCCUUUCUAGAACAUAUAUCCAAUAAUUUGGAAUGUCUUCUAAAAACCUAUCCCACACAAAAGCAUGACACCAUUGCCAAAAGCUUAAAAUAUUUUCGCCAAGAAGCUCCCUAUAAGGCCAUAGCAUUGCGUGUCUCCUUGCCAGAUCAUAGCCACAAAUAUGAGAUUGAACGCUUUUUAGGGGAAAUUGGAGAAUUUAUAAAACAACAAUUAGCCAAUUUUCAACAAUUUCGUCUGUUGCUUAAAGGAGGGCACGUACAGGUACAACAGAAAGUUUUUCGUGACAUUAUCUCUGGCAUAAUGAAUGAAGUGAAAAAUGCCUUGACCACCCAUCGCCUUGAGUAUAGGGGACCCAAAGAGCCUACACAAUGGGAUAUUAAGCGUUUACUACACAUGCAGGAUAAUUUGGUAAAAUUUUGGGAUGAAUUAAACGAUUUACGCUCUUGCCUUAAAUCGGCGAAUGUUCGAACAAUUGAUGACGUUUUACAAGACCUCAUACGCAUGGUGCAUAAAUUACAGGCCUUAGGAACUCGGAAUCGGGUGCAAGAUGAAUGGCCCGAUUUGAUUUUAGUUGUAAGCGCUGGCAACAAAGAUAUCGGCUAUUGUCGUUUGAAUGCCAAGAGUUUUCAAUAUCUUGGUACAGGAAGCCAGGAAUGUCCCACAGAUCAGUGUGGGAGAAUACGGAAUUUUAUCUUUAAGGACACUCAAUGCCAACACACUUGCCCUAAUUGUGGUUGCAUAGUAGCCAUAGUUCUAGGCUCUCUCAGUAUUGUCAUUGAGAGAGAAUAUACCGACUUUUUAAAUAAAAUUAAAUCUCAAUGGUUAAAUCCUGAACCCUUUUAUUGGCGUCCCAUAUCGAAGGCAACAAACACUGCCUUCAAAUGUCGCAUAUUUAUUCAUCAAGCCAAGGUGCGUCCCGGUGCUGAUCGCAGUGGCCUAUGUGAUCCCUAUGUAAGAGUAAUGAUCGCGUCUCAUUCAGCGGAAACUCCGGUGCUCUAUGCCACACUAUCACCCAUUUGGAAUUCAGUGAUCUCUAUGGAUUGUGUCACCCUGCCUGGCAGCAUUCAAUGGUAUGAUGCGUACAAUGCACCCUUGGUGGCUAUAGAAUUAUAUGACACCGAUAGAAGAACAGCAGAUGAUUAUUUGGGUUGUGGCACAUUGGCGAUUGCUGUUAUUUCCUUGGAAGCUCAAAGCUUGUAUGAGGAUAAUGCACCAACAGCGGAAAAGGGGAUUGAUGCUCAAAAUGCUUGGGAAACAUUUAAGGCUUUGCCAAAUUUGUCACCGCCUCCUUUAAAAUGGGUGCCUAUAGCUUUGAAUGGUGUAACUAAAGCUGAAGUUCUUAUGUCCGCCGAAAUGGUAGAGUUGGUGUUAGAUGAUAAUAAAAUGGUAAAGGUGAUGACAGAACCACAGGUUUCAGAGGGUAUACCAGCUGCUAUUAAGCCGGUCAUGAAGAAUUAUGUUGUGGAGGUUAUUUUCGCUGGCUUUCGAAAUUAUACCAAAUCUUCGGUAUUUUCGGGAAGACAUCGGGUAAAACUUAUGUUGGCCGAUCUAUUGCUGACCAGUGGUUUAUCAGCCACCCGUUUGAAGGACAGCAUAAAUUUCCUUAUACCCUACGCUUCAGGAGUUGUGAGUUUGCCUGAUCAAUUGGAUUAUUGGCCGGCUAUCAUAGCCACUGAUGUGGUUAUAACCUCCUCAAAGGAUCAGGAAGUCACCCUGGGAGCUGUGCUCAUUGCAAAUAGCAAAAAAUAUUUACAGCAACACAAAGAACUCAAAUGUAUUGCCUUAGGGUCGAGUGAGGAAUCCGAUGGGGAAAUCAACACAGCUCUCAAUAUAAACCCUGAAGAGGACUCUGAAUCUGAGCCUCUGUUGAAAAACACUGAAAAUAUUCCCAGCUUUUGGAGCAGAUUAACCAAAAAUGUCAUUGCCAAACCGCCCGUUAACAAUGAUCCCUAUGGCCUUAGUGAUGUUCUAGACGAAAAGGCCUUUACUUGGUGGACCAAGUUUUACAACUCUGGUUUGAUAGCCUCUGGCCAUCCACUAUCACGUUUCAAACAUAAACUUUGCAUUUAUCACAAUGAAUUGGAGAAACAGGCCGAAUUUAGUCAUCUCAAUGACUGGGCAGAGCCAUUGCAUAUGGUUCAUGGGGUUAGGAGUAAGAGAAGCUCUCUGCCAAAGGAGGAGAUUUAUGCCAUUUUAAAAAUGAAAAUAAAAAUCACUGCCUGUCAAUGGGAUCAUAGUGCAAAUGUGGAUGGAUCCCUGUUAAGACCCAUGGCCACAGCUUUGAAUCCUCUCUAUCAGGCUGAGUUGAAAUGCUUGGGGGAAAUGACUAAAUUGGUGGUUAGAGUUUAUGUUGUACAGGGUCUGCAAUUGCGUCCUAGCCAAAAACAUGCCCAAGCGGACUCUUAUGUUCGUGUACAAUUGGGCCAGCAACAAGUCAUGAAUCGUGCUGAAUAUGUGGCCAAUGAAAGUAAUCCGGUGUUUGGUAAAUGUUUUGAAUUGGAGGGGGUAUUGCCAAGAGAGCAUAUUUUGGAGAUUUCUCUAUUCAAUCGGCAUAGUUUACGUGAUGAGGCAAUUGGCUCCACCUACAUUGACUUGGAAGAUAGAUGGCGCAGCCAGCAUAGAGCCACAGUGGGUAUAGCCCAGGAAUUCUCCAGCUGUGGCUAUAACAAAUGGAGAGAUUCUCGGAAGCCAAAGGAGAUUUUAGAGGAAAUAUGUCAUCGAAAUGGAGUAAAAAUGCCUCGCUUCGACGAUGAUGUAAUCGAAAUUGAUGGCAUGGCUAUAGAAGAUGAGACGGAAAUAGCAACAGAGGAAGAUCUCCACCAGCGUUUGAGUCUUACAGCCCUCAAAAGGCUGCAAGAUUUGCCUUCAUUUGGUUACAAAUUAGUACCCGAACAUGUGGAAACGCGGUCUUUAUAUCGCACUGAAUGCCCUGGCAUUGAACAGUCAACAUUUCCCCUACUCUUUCUAUCUUCGUCUUUGCAUGAAAAAUCAAAUCAAAACUCCCAAAAGGGCAAAAUCCAAUUGUGGCUGGAAUUGUACGAAGGCAACAACAUCAACUUGCCGCCGGUCAUCGAUAUUACACCACAACCUCCAGAAUUGUAUGAAUUACGCCUCGUUAUUUUCGGUGUCAGUGAUGUGCUACUGGAUGAGCGAAACAUUUUUGGCACUGCCAUGAGCGAUAUCUAUGUGAAGGGUUGGUGCUCUAAUCCCGAUGCAGCCCAAACCACAGAUAUCCAUUACCGAUCCCUUGAUGGCGAGGGUAAAUUUAAUUGGCGCAUGGUAUUUCCAUUCAAGUAUUCCAGCAUUGAAGAUAUGAUGGUUGUUAAACGCAGAGCAGGCCUAAUGGAUGAAUACCAAAGCAAACAGCCACCAAUUUUGUUUCUACAAAUCUGGGAUGACGAUAUCAUAUCACAGGAUGACUUUCUGGGUUCGUUGGAAAUUAACCUCUCCAAUUUCCCACAGCCUUUUGAGACAGCCAAGAAAUGUCAAUUAACUCCACAUGAGAAUUUAAUGAGUUCCCUGUUGGCGCAUGGGCCACAAAUGAGUAGGAGACCUGCAAAUGUCAGCAACAACAACAACAACUACUCCCCAGUGAAGUUGAUGAAUAUUUUUCGGCAAAAAAAGGUACGUGGCUGGUUUCCAGUUCGAGGUCAUAUACCUGAAAUGGGCAAUAAGAUUGGUUUGGCGGGAAAAAUCGAAUUGGAAUUGGAGGUGGUGACGGAGAAGGAGGCUUCUUUGUAUCCUGUGGGCUUGGGACGAAAUCCUCCAAAUGCUUUGCCAGAACCCAGCCGUCCCACGAGUUCUUUCAAUCCCUUUACAAGCCCUUGGAAAGGUUUCAAACAGAUUGUUGCACCCAGUUUAUGGAAAUAUUUAUUGAUUAUUGGCCUAUUGGUCUUGCUGGGAUUUGCCAUAUUUUUAUUUGUAAUUUAUUUUCCAAUAUUUUUGGAGACUUGGAGUUUUUAAUGUAUUUCGUUUCCCCCCCAAGAAAAAAAUGAAAACGUCAAAGAACUUA
This is a messenger RNA of Stomoxys calcitrans (stable fly), 5143 nucleotides long. It is a transcript of the gene mfr, whose product is annotated as otoferlin. The coding region runs from base 1 to 5094 and encodes 1697 amino acids. NCBI's taxonomy places the organism in Eukaryota, Metazoa, Arthropoda, Insecta, Diptera, Muscidae. Gene Ontology annotation, biological process: plasma membrane organization. The transcript has 17 exons. The record is from RefSeq and is a predicted model, not a curated record.